GUGUGUGUGUGUGUCUAUACGUGUGUGUCUGUGUAUGUGUGUGUCUAUACGUGUGUGUGUGUGUGUGUCUAUACGUGUGUGUGUGUGUGUGUCUAUAUAUGUGUGUGUGUGUGUGUGUGUGUGUGUGUGUGUGUGUGUGUGUGUGUGUGUGUGUCUAUACGUGUGUCUGUGUCUCUACGCCCCCCCCCUCCCAGGCCAGGAGGAGCAGCUGAUCCCCUACAGCCUGGUGCAGCCGGUGCAGGCGGGGGCGCGGCGGCCGGUUCUCUUCUCCCCCUCGCCGCUCUCCAGGGGGCUCAUAGAGCAGCUGCUGCAGCCCGCCAUGUCCCAGCUGCAGUUCAACACCUGCCCUCCAGAACCCAUCCCGGCCACCGAGAGGUGCCAGAAACACGUGUUUAUGCUGAACCCCUCGAUUCCAGACUACUCUCUGGGCAUCAGGCUGCAGUCCAUACAAGACAUCGUCAGCCAGGAUAAGCACUGUCUGCUGGAGCUCAGCCUGGCCAAUGUGCAGGGCCUGCUGAAGCAGGGAGUGUACCCAAUCGUCAUCCACAUCCAGCCCAAGAACAAGAAGAAGUGGUUUCCCCAGUGCGGAGAGGAGAAGUUGAUUGAGGAUCUGUGUCGGAGGGAGGAACUGCAGCUGGAGACUCUUCCACUGUUCCACCACACGCUGGAGCCCAGCCGCUGGAGCAGCACGGACGACCUGCUGUCCGCCAUCCGCAGUGCCAUCGACAGCCAACAGAGGGCGGUAGCCUGGGUGGAAUUUGAGAGACUGCAGUAACCGCAGCCGGCCGCCGGCCGCCAUACGCAGUGCCAUCCAGGACCAGCAGAGGGCGGUGGCGCGGGUGGAAGUACCGUCCUUAGCCAGUAGAGGGCACUGGGAUUGCUGGAACUGGACAGACUUCAGUAACUGCAAGGCAGGUUAUUGACCAGUAGGCGACACAUGCAUCUCGCCCACAAAAAAGGAAAUGUGGCAUUUCAUAGGAUUUAAACCACUGUAGUCUUUUUUAAUCAAACGACUGCAAAACCUUUGUUUGUAGAUAGAUUAUCGGAUGUGUUAUUGUCCUAUUGCGGUUGCUAUAUAUGUAAAUUCAUUCAUUUAAAUUAAUAGGGCUAUUGGUACACAAUACCAAUACUUGGUGUUGUGUUCUGGGGCUGACAGCGGCUGGCACAGUCCACCAGAACAGACGUUCUCACAGAGCCUUUCACUCACUCUGGCAGCGUCUUUAGAGGGCCAUGGGGGUAGAUUACCAGGCUGUAUACCUCAAAGAUUCACUCAGGUGUUAUUCUCAUCCAAUCCAGAACCGGCCAAGGAAAUAACUCUUCGGAUCUGUAUUUUUUUUAAUCUGUUGACCAGGUUAAAGUUCAAAUUGUUUCACUUUGUGUUUGUACAAAUGCACAACAUUAAA
Gadus macrocephalus (Pacific cod) is the source of this 1403-nucleotide messenger RNA. Its product is annotated as caspase recruitment domain-containing protein 11-like. The coding region runs from base 35 to 775 and encodes 246 amino acids. The transcript has 4 exons. NCBI's taxonomy places the organism in Eukaryota, Metazoa, Chordata, Actinopteri, Gadiformes, Gadidae. The record is from RefSeq and is a predicted model, not a curated record.